Prunus armeniaca (apricot) is the source of this 951-nucleotide messenger RNA. The record is from the annotation of a GenBank genome assembly. Lineage: Eukaryota; Viridiplantae; Streptophyta; Magnoliopsida; Rosales; Rosaceae.
AUGCCACAUGGGAGCUCGUCCCAUUACCUCACGAAAAAAAAGACGGUGGGAUGCAGUUGGACCUAUACUAUAAAACUCAAAGCAGAUGGAUCCAUUGAAAUAUAUAAAGCCAGAUUGGUGGCAAAGGGGUAUACACAGAGGUAUGGGGUGGACUACCAGGCAACCUUUGCCCUAACAGCCAAGAUCAACACUAUCAAAAUUCUACUGUCUGUAGCAGCAAAUCAAGAUUGGCCACUGCAUCAGUUUGAUGUUAAAAAUGUCUUCUUACAUGGAGACUUGGAAGAAGAGUUAUACAUAGAUUUACCACCAAGAUAUAAUUUAGCACAUGACAAGAAAAAUCAAGUUUGCAAGCUCAGAAAGUCAUUAUAUGGGUUAAAAAAAUCUCUCAUGCCAUGGUUUGGAAGAUUUACUAAGUCCAUGAAGAAUUUUAGAUACACUCAAAGUAAUUUAGGGCACACCCUGUUCUUGAAACGUAAUGGAGGAAAAAUCAAUGUAUUAAUUGUUUUUGUGGAUGACAUGGUCAUAACUGGGAACGACACAUUAGAGAAACAGAAGCUACAAAAGUAUUUAUCUCAUGAAUUUGAGAUGAAGGAUUUAGGUACUCUAAAAUACUUCCUCAUAAUUGAAGUAGCAAAGUCAAAAACUGGUAUUGUUUUGUCUCAAAGGAAGUAUGUGAUGGAUUUACUCACUGAGACAGGAAUGCUAGGAUGUAAGCCUGCUGACACACCUAUUGAGAUGAAUCACAAGUUAUGCGAAGACAUGGACCGUUUGCCAACCAAUAAGAAACAAUACCAAUGCCUUGUUAGAAUGUUGAUAUAUUUGGCACACACAAGACCAUAUAUUGCAUAUGUUAUGAGUAUGGUUAGUCAGUUCAUGCAUUCACCCAAUGUUUAUCAUAGGAAUGCAGUUGAUCAGAUCUUAAGAUACUUAAACUCAGCCCUUGCAAAAUGA